AUGUGCAAGCUGAUGGCUGCCAGCUCCCAGCUCUGCCUCCGCCCCGGGCGCGGGAUCUGGGACACGCUGCCCCCCUGUGGACAGUCUUGGAAUCGCAGCCUCGGCGCCCUAGUCACGGGGAUGGAGCGCGCGCUGGCAGCCUGGACUGACUUUGAGGAGGGUCUCACGCGGCGCUGCCCACCACUGGGGCAGCCGGGCCCCCCGGCUCUGACACACGGGGAAACCGAGGCCCAGGAGCGGCCGUCCCGGCCACUCGGCCAGCAGGGGCCGCGGCGCGGCGGGGGCGCGCCGGGCCCAAGGUCACCGCGCCGGCCUGCCCGGGGGAGGCGGAUGGGUGGGGAUCCGCGGGCCUCCCCGGGCGCGCGCCCCCCCCCCCUCGGCGGCGCGCACGGGGCCCGGGAAGCAGAAGCGGCGGCGGCGGCUGCAGCAGCAGGUGGAGCCGGAGCCUCCGCGCAGCCGAGGCCGCGGCCACUGCCGGCGUCGCCGCCAUUAGACAAUAGGAGCGGCGGCCGGGCGUGCGGGGAGGCGGGCGGCGGGGAGGGGCGGGGAGGGGCGCCGGGCGCGCAGGAAGCGGGGCCCGGGGCGCGCCGGGGCCGGGCGCGCGGGGAGGGGGCGCAGGAAGCGGGCGAGGCCGGGCGCGGGAGGCGGCGGCGGCGGCGGCCCCGGGAGCUCCCGAUCGGCGCCGGGACAAAGGCGCGGCCGCCGGCGCCCCGAGCAGCCCGAGCCGGGGCGCACAGCCGGGGCGCAGCCCGCGCCCCCCGCCGCGACUGA
Molecule: messenger RNA, 771 nt
Organism: Cervus elaphus (red deer)
Lineage: Eukaryota; Metazoa; Chordata; Mammalia; Artiodactyla; Cervidae
Product: translation initiation factor IF-2-like
Exons: 2
Coding region: 1-771 (256 amino acids)
Source: RefSeq, a predicted model, not a curated record